AUGGAACUCAUCCAUCAUUACUCUACUCGAACCUACAUGACCAUGUCCUCGAGGCUCGCCACCCAUACUGUCUGGCGGGAUACCAUCUUCGCCGAAGCCUUGCGCCAUGAUUAUCUCUUACACGGCUUGAUGGCUACUGCGGCCUUGCACAAGGCCACUGUGCUGCUCAAGACAUCGGAUGCGUAUGCCGAGUACUCCAAAGUAGCCAUGGCUCACCAGAAUGCUGCCUUGGCUGGAUUCAUUCCGGCAGUCAGCAAUCCUACUCAGGACAAUGGCAUCGCCUUAUUCUCGGUCUCUCUGCUUCUCACGAUCUGGGCCUUUGCAUCAAAAAAAUUACCAGAGGGUUUGGAUCGUGUGAAGCUGGACUUUGGCAGGGGCGAAUCGUCCCCAGGCAUCACUUUGCCACUGAACUCGCCGACGGCCGACUUCAUUGAAAUCAUCAUGAUCCUCAGAGGAAUCUAUGCGGUGAUCAGAGAGACCGACAAGUGGCUUCAAGGUGAUAUUGAGGAGCUGCUGCGCUAUCCGCGCAGUGAAGAUCUGCCUCCGCAUUCACCAGAGGUGGAGGAGGCGUUUAGCACGCUCCGCAAUGCCCUGGACGAUCCUCAAUUAUCGUCACUUUGGGAGGGCGAUGACUCUCAGCGAACGAGGAAUCUGUUUCUCGAACAAAUGGAGCAGUUGCGUGACAUCUCGAGAUGUCGUUCUGUGGUCGAGUGGGAUGGUCACAUAUUCUCCUGGUUGAUCAUGGCACCAUUGUCCUUCAUCCAUUGUCUGAAGCAGAGUAACCCCUUGGCCCUGGCAAUAUUCGCUCACUGGGCUGCCAUGUUCAGGUGCAUGGAUCACCACUGGUGGGCAAAUGGCUGGGGUUACAGCUUGGUUGUGGAUGUGUCCAGCCUGCUAGAUCCUGUGUGGGCGAGAUACUUGGAUUGGCCCAGACGGCAAGUUGGGCUCGUGUUCCAGGGCGGCGGAGCUUUCGACACACGACGGAUGACCUGA
This is a messenger RNA of Fonsecaea pedrosoi CBS 271.37, 993 nucleotides long. RefSeq lists its product as uncharacterized. Gene Ontology annotation, biological process: regulation of transcription by RNA polymerase II. The record is from RefSeq and is a predicted model, not a curated record. The transcript has a single exon. Lineage: Eukaryota; Fungi; Ascomycota; Eurotiomycetes; Chaetothyriales; Herpotrichiellaceae. Gene Ontology annotation, molecular function: DNA-binding transcription activator activity, RNA polymerase II-specific. The coding region runs from base 1 to 993 and encodes 330 amino acids.